AUGGGAAGCGAGCGGAGAGAGGAAGUGCUGAUCAAAGGCUCCAGAAUUUCAGGUACUGGCACGAGGGGCUCAUCGUCCUGCAGGCAGACGCAGGACGAGGUAGGGGAAGAGCAGCCACUCCGCAAACAACCACAGGGCCGAUAUCGCCAGCACCGAUACGCCUCGUUGUAUCUGAUGACGUUGGAUCUGUGCGUCUAUUCCGACGACAGCUGGGAGGAGGCCGCCCGCGUUCCGGGUAUAACCUUAACUUUUCACUAUUGCUACUGGAAUCCGAAGAGCCAGCAUCUUAAAAGCUUGCUGGCUGGGACAGGUGCAGCUGUUAGAGAAUCUCACACAAAGCACCUGCAGCCAGAUGCACUAACUCCCUCUAGGAGGGAUGUCCUCGUCCUCACCCCUUGGCUUGCCCCAAUUGUUUGGGAGGGUACUUUCGACAUUGACCUACUAAACGCGCAAUUCAAGCUCCAGAAUGCUACCGUUGGGUUAACUGUGUUUGCUGUCAAAAACUACAUGUCGUUCCUGGAGCUCUUCCUGAGGAGUGCGGAGAAGUACUUCAUGGCCGGCCACAGGGUGAACUACUACAUCUUCACUGACCAACCUGAGCUGGUCCCUCGGCUCCCACUCCACAGCGGGAGGCGGGUGAUCGUCCUCCGGACCCAGAGCCACGAGCGCUGGCAGGACAUCAGCAUGCAGCGCAUGGGAGCCAUCAGCCAGGGCGCCCGCCAGCGCUUCCUCCAGGAGGUGGAUUACCUGGUGUGUGCCGAUGUGGACAUAGAGUUCAGGGACCACGUGGGCGUGGAGAUCCUUUCCUCUCUGUUUGGCACCAUCCACCCGGACUUCACGGCGGUAAGCCGGUACUCCUUCAGCAACGAACGCCGGCCUGAGUCGCAAGCCUACAUCCCUGAGGACGAAGGGGACUUUUAUUACAUUGGGGCCUUCUUUGGAGGGUCAGUACCAGAGGUUUACAGGCUCACCGAGGCCUGUCACCAGGCCAUAAUGAUAGACAAAGCCAAUCACCUGGAGGCCAUAUGGCAAGAGGAGAGCCAUCUGAACAAGUACCUGCUUUAUCACAAACCCACCAAGCUACUCUCUCCAGAAUACAUGUGUGACAACGACCUGCUGAAGGACAUGCAACAUCAAAAGAAGCUGGGCUUGUCCAACAUCGUGAGGCGGAUUAGAAUUUUUGCCCUACUCAAAAAUAAAGAGGUUAAGUCGGGUAAUGCUUCCCAGAAGGUUCAGAGUACUGAUGGACAAUGA
Molecule: messenger RNA, 1254 nt
Organism: Lepus europaeus (European hare)
Lineage: Eukaryota; Metazoa; Chordata; Mammalia; Lagomorpha; Leporidae
Product: histo-blood group ABO system transferase 2-like
Exons: 3
Coding region: 1-1254 (417 amino acids)
Biological process (GO): carbohydrate metabolic process
Cellular component (GO): Golgi apparatus; membrane; vesicle
Molecular function (GO): glycoprotein-fucosylgalactoside alpha-N-acetylgalactosaminyltransferase activity
Source: RefSeq, a predicted model, not a curated record